UGGGGCAGCAGGUUCCUGGCCAAGUCGUUGCCAGCCGGGAGGGAUCCUCAGGGCGUUACUUGUGACGGGGCCGAGCCCGGGCCCAGCUCAGUUGGUUUAAGCCACGGGAACGUGGGGGGGCCACCAGCAGGGCGAGGAGCACCAGCCCUGCCCACCCCCCCGGGCAUCCUCCCACUUCUCGGGGGGUGGUCGGAGCACUGGCCAGUGGUGGGAGUGUGUGGCCCGUGGUUGAAGUGUGUGGCCUGUGGCAGGAGAUCAUGGCUUGUGGUUGGAGUGCGUGGCCCGUGGCAGGAGAUUGUGGCCCGUGGUCGGAGCACGUGGCCUGUGGCAGGAGAUCGUGGCCCACAGCAGGAGAUCGUGGCCGUGCCAGGAGAUCGUGGCCCGUGGCAGGAGAUCGUGGCCCACAGCAGGAGGUCGUGGCUGUGGCAGGAGGUCAUGGCCGUGGCAGGAGAUCGUGGCCGUGCCAGGAGAUCGUGGCCCGUGGCAGGAGAUCGUGGCCCACAGCAGGAGGUCGUGGCUGUGGCAGGAGGUCAUGGCCGUGGCAGGAGAUCGUGGCCGUGCCAGGAGAUCGUGGCCCGUGGCAGGAGAUCGUGGCCCACAGCAGGAGGUCGUGGCUGUGGCAGGAGGUCAUGGCCGUGGCAGGAGAUCGUGGCCGUGCCAGGAGAUCGUGGCCCGUGGCAGGAGAUCGUGGCCCACAGCAGGAGGUCGUGGCUGUGGCAGGAGGUCAUGGCCGUGGCAGGAGAUCGUGGCCGUGCCAGGAGAUCGUGGCCCGUGGCAGGAGAUCGUGGCCCACAGCAGGAGGUCGUGGCUGUGGCAGGAGGUCAUGGCCGUGGCAGGAGAUCGUGGCCGUGCCAGGAGAUCGUGGCCCGUGGCAGGAGAUCGUGGCCCACAGCAGGAGGUCGUGGCUGUGGCAGGAGGUCAUGGCCGUGGCAGGAGAUCGUGGCCGUGCCAGGAGAUCGUGGCCCGUGGCAGGAGAUCGUGGCCCACAGCAGGAGGUCGUGGCUGUGGCAGGAGGUCAUGGCCGUGGCAGGAGAUCGUGGCCGUGCCAGGAGAUCGUGGCCCGUGGCAGGAGAUCGUGGCCCACAGCAGGAGGUCGUGGCUGUGGCAGGAGGUCAUGGCCGUGGCAGGAGAUCGUGGCCGUGCCAGGAGAUCGUGGCCCGUGGCAGGAGAUCGUGGCCCACAGCAGGAGGUCGUGGCUGUGGCAGGAGGUCAUGGCCGUGGCAGGAGAUCGUGGCCGUGCCAGGAGAUCGUGGCCCGUGGCAGGAGAUCGUGGCCCACAGCAGGAGGUCGUGGCUGUGGCAGGAGGUCAUGGCCGUGGCAGGAGAUCGUGGCCGUGCCAGGAGAUCGUGGCCCGUGGCAGGAGAUCGUGGCCCACAGCAGGAGGUCGUGGCUGUGGCAGGAGGUCAUGGCCGUGGCAGGAGAUCGUGGCCGUGCCAGGAGAUCGUGGCCCGUGGCAGGAGAUCGUGGCCCACAGCAGGAGGUCGUGGCUGUGGCAGGAGGCCUGUAAACACAGUUUAG
This is a messenger RNA of Athene cunicularia (burrowing owl), 1518 nucleotides long. RefSeq lists its product as uncharacterized. The coding region runs from base 436 to 1518 and encodes 360 amino acids. The record is from RefSeq and is a predicted model, not a curated record. Lineage: Eukaryota; Metazoa; Chordata; Aves; Strigiformes; Strigidae. The transcript is spliced from 3 exons.